AUGGACGAGGCUAAAGCCCCCAAGGUCUUUGUCUCAACCGGACGUCGGAUUCUUACCAUUGGCUUUGCCUUGCUCAUUCUUUCGGUGCUGGCAUGGGCCUACAUCACAGGUGUCCAGUUAGCUGCUGACAGGUAUCACAUCAUGGCUUUCGGUCUCUAUGGAGCCUUCCUCACAUCCCAUCUCAUUGUCCAGAGCUUCUUCGCCUUCCUGGAGCACAAGAGGAUGAGGAGGGACUCUCUGACUUGCAGCUACACCAAGACAGUGGCCCUCACCAUCUCCGCUUACCAGGAGGACCCGGCUUACCUCCGGGAGUGCCUGCAGUCCGUCAAGGCGACCUUGUACCCACCGGAGAAGCUCCGGGUGAUCAUGGUGGUCGACGGCAACAGCCCGGAAGACCGAUACAUGAUGGACAUGUUCCAAGAGGUCUUCGAUGGAGAGGACUUGGGCACUUACGUCUGGGAGAACAACUACCACCACCAGCGCCACUUGGAUGUGGACGAAGGGGACAGCGGUUACCAGGCUGGGGAUGAGCCAUCUGUCUACAGUGAAAUAGAUAUGGAGGACCCCGGGCAGUUGGCCGUGGAGGAGCUGAUCCGGACGAAGAGAUGUGUCUGCAUCAUGCAGAAAUGGGGCGGGAAGAGGGAAGUCAUGUACACCGCUUUCAAGGCCCUGGGGAACUCCGUGGACUACGUCCAGGUUUGUGACUCGGACACGAAGCUCGAGCCCCAGGCGACCGUGGAACUGGUGAAGGUGCUGGAGUCAAACGAACGCUACGGGGCCGUCGGCGGCGACGUGCGCAUCCUCAACCUCUCCGACUCCUACAUCAGCUUCAUGAGCAGCCUGCGCUACUGGAUGGCUUUCAACAUCGAACGGGCCUGCCAGUCUUACUUCGAUUGUGUCUCCUGCAUCAGCGGCCCCCUGGGCCUGUAUCGGAAUGACCUCCUCCAGCAGUUUCUGGAGUCCUGGUAUAAUCAGAAGUUCCUGGGAACCCAUUGCACUUUUGGAGACGACCGGCACCUCACCAACAGAAUGCUGAGCAUCGGCUAUGCUACCAAGUACACCGCCCGUUCCCGCUGCUACUCAGAGACCCCAUCCCAGUUCCUGCGAUGGCUGGCACAGCAGACCCGUUGGACCAAGUCCUAUUUCCGUGAGUGGCUCUACAACGCCCUGUGGUGGCACCGUCACCAUCUAUGGAUGACCUAUGAGUCAGUGGUCUCUGGAAUAUUCCCCUUCUUUGUCACGGCCACCGUCCUGCGGCUCUUUUACGGGGGGAACCUCUGGGACGUGCUGUGGGUGCUUCUCUGCGUCCAGCUGGUGGCCUGCGUGAAGGCUCUUUACGCCUGCUGGCUGAGGAGAAACUUCAUCAUGAUCUUCAUGUCGCUCUACGCUGUGCUCUACAUGGGCGGCCUACUUCCGGCCAAGUAUUUCGCCAUAGCAACCAUGAACAAAAGCAGCUGGGGCACUUCGGGCCGGAAGAAAAUGGUGGGGAACUACAUGCCACUGCUGCCUGUUUCCAUCUGGGGCUUACUCCUCUUGGGAGGCCUGAUCUACACUAUCUAUCAGGAAGCUGUGGCUGACUGGACAACCGAGGCCAAACAAACCGAGAUCUGGUACUUGCUCGUCGGCUCCGCCAUUUACGUGGGCUACUGGACGUUCAUGAUCACGCUCUACUGGGUGUGGGUGCGGAGAUGUUGCCGCAAGCGCGCAGAUUUCUACAGUGUUGAGGUGUGAGCUGGACAGGGGAAAACAGUUGAGGAUCCUGGAACCUAUACCUGGCCAUAAGGAAGAUUGCCAGACCAGUGAGGGCUAGGAAUCGGGGCACUUUGAGUCAUUAUCCGAGCUG
Elgaria multicarinata webbii is the source of this 1843-nucleotide messenger RNA. RefSeq names its product hyaluronan synthase 1 (gene HAS1). The coding region runs from base 1 to 1731 and encodes 576 amino acids. Gene Ontology annotation, biological process: hyaluronan biosynthetic process; extracellular matrix assembly. Gene Ontology annotation, cellular component: plasma membrane. The record is from RefSeq and is a predicted model, not a curated record. NCBI's taxonomy places the organism in Eukaryota, Metazoa, Chordata, Lepidosauria, Squamata, Anguidae. Gene Ontology annotation, molecular function: hyaluronan synthase activity. The transcript is spliced from 4 exons.